Molecule: messenger RNA, 411 nt
Organism: Menidia menidia (Atlantic silverside)
Lineage: Eukaryota; Metazoa; Chordata; Actinopteri; Atheriniformes; Atherinopsidae
Source: the annotation of a GenBank genome assembly
AUGCGAGUGGAGCGCUGGUCCUUCAGUUUGUUUGAGCUGCUGACAGACCUCCGGGGUCGGGAUGACUUCAAGAUCUUCCUCAAAAAGGAGUUCAGCGGAGAGAACUUGGCUUUCUGGGAAGCAGCAGAGGAGCUGAAGUGGGGCACUGCCUCAUCUAUGACUUCCAAAGCUGAGACCAUUUUCAAAACCUUCCUGGCCCCCGGCGCCCCCCGCUGGAUUAACAUCGACGGCCGGACGAUGGGUCUGACGGUGAAAGGCUUAGACCACCCUCACCGCUACGUCCUGGAGGCUGCUCAGACACACGUCUUCAUGCUCAUGAAAAAGGACACAUUCUUCCGUUAUCUCAAGUCUCCAACGUACAAAGACAUUCAGAAAAAGGCCCUGAACCCUGAACCUCAUAACUUUAGGUAA